GGUGCAAGGAGCUCAGGCAGCUACCAUACCUAGAUCUGUUCUCUCCAGGGUCCAGGAUGUCCUCUGCUCCUGGAGACCCUCAGCCUCCGCUGUGGGUGAUCACUGGAUCUCAUUCCUGGGGUGGAUCUGAGAAGCUGGACAGCCUUCAGGACCAGAAGUCUCCCUUUGCUGUGGAGUGGAUCCCUGAUCUGGCCACCUUAUCCCUGGAGAUCUCCAAGGAGGAGACCAUUAAUCUUGAAGACCACCCAUCUCUUGAUGAGGAGCAGCAGGGAGCCACAGACCCCUCGGUGGUGGACACCUGCAGGCAGCAUGGACAGCAGCUCAGCCUCUACUGCUACCAGGAGCAGAAGCUCAUCUGUGCCCAAUGCAAAUCCCUGGGCAGCUGCCAGGCACACAGGACCAAGUCGGUGGAAGAAAGGGCAUCUCAGAUCCGGAACAAGAUAGUCGAUCAGUGCGAGAAGCUGCAGCUACAGACGGCUGGGAUUGAGAAGUAUCUCGCCGACUCGCUUCCAGCCAAGAUCCCACGAGUGGCGAGCAGGGCCAGGUCUGCUCGCGAGAUGAUCAUCCAGCGACUGAACUUUAUCCGCAACGUGUGUGACAGUGAAGAGCAGCGCCUCCUGGAGGAGAUCCACGCUGAGGAGGAGCGGGCACAGCAAGGGGUUCUCACCCAGAAGGCCCACUGGACGGAGUCCACCAAGAAGCUGUCCGGGAUCAGGAACUACCUGGUGGACAUGUUGACCAAGAUGGACGACCUCAACCUCAUUGUCACCGAAAAUAAGAUGGAGGACAGAACAGAAGAAGCAGAAGGAAUUCUGGAACCUCAGGAGUCGGAAAAGUUAAACUUUAACAUGGAUUGUUGUCAAAGUCCAUUACUGAACAGAUUGUGGGCCCUGUCUGUCCUCUGCUACACCUCCGCUUGUGAAAGCCUCACGUUUGAUGAGAAGACCAUGAGCCCCCUCCUCGCCUUAUCAGACAACAGCCUUAAGUUCCUUCACAAGAAGGCAAAGAACUAUCCAGAUGGACCUGAAAGGUUUGACCACUGGCCCAACUGCUUGGCAGUAGAGUCUUUCCAGAAGGGCAUCCACAUGUGGAAGGUGAACGUGGAGACAUGUUGUGCCUACAAGCUCGGCAUCACCUACAGAACCAUCGCCCGCAAGGGCUCAGGCAACGACGCCCGGUUAGGAUACAACCCGGUUUCCUGGAUCUUCUCCCGUUACGACAAAGACUUCAGUUUUUCCUACGACUCUCAGCAUCAGACUGUAGAACUCCUGAAGGGUCCCAAACAAGUUGGCGUCUUGGUGGACAUGGACGCUGGAGAGCUGAUCUUCUUUGACCCUUCCUCUUGUGUCAUCCUGUACAGUCACCAGACAACGUUUACCUCUCCGGUCAGUCCUGUAUUUGCCGUGGCCGACGAGAGCAUCAGUCUCGAGAAGUGACCUGAGACGGAGGAGGUACUUAUGGGCAUAUAAGAGACUCUAGAGUUUUAUAUAAUGUAUGUGAAGUUGUUACAUACGUAAAAAGAGCACUCCACCCAAAGCUCAGUCUUCAGUUUGGAUUGGUUCUCCAGAAGCUGGACCAUACCUGGUGUCUAUCCAAUGGUUGGAUAUGGUUGGCCUGUCAUGGUCCCCUAGUGCCUUCCUUGUCUAUGGUUGGUGAUGUCAGACAUGGGAUCUCACCUUGGACCCCAGGAUGGCAUUGUAGCCAGGUCCAAGAUGGCCACGCCACAGAACCCAACGUAAAUCUUGUGUGACUCCAUGGGUAUUACCGCAUCUACGGUCCAUAGCUCUCAAGACCCCCCUUUUCUUUUUUACAGGAACAGCGCCACCCUUGUCCACAGGAUGUAUCUGGUACUGCAGCUUAUCCCCAAUGAGGUGAAUGCGGCUGAAGUGUAAUACCAGAAACAACCUGUGCACAAAAGUGGCGCUGUAUGCUCAACAAGAAGGGACUUAUCCCUGUUCAAUGCGGAACGUCUGAACGACUUUCCGUUGACAACAAUAAGAGGUGGAAUACGUGCGGUAAGUUAAAUGCUGACUGCAGCAAUGUCAAUAGGGCUGGCUGACCAUAUGACGUGUUGGGGGGGUGUCCCAACUUUCCUCCCACACCAGAGGAUCAUGGUCAUGGAAAAGGAAGGAUCGGGCUGUUGUAUUUCAGCAUGCCCUAUCCUUAGUUCUCAUGGGAGAUAAGACGCUGCCAGAUGUGUCUGGCAGCGGUUACUCCCCU
Messenger RNA from Bufo bufo (common toad), 2220 nucleotides. RefSeq names its product B-box and SPRY domain containing (gene BSPRY). Gene Ontology annotation, molecular function: protein binding; zinc ion binding. Lineage: Eukaryota; Metazoa; Chordata; Amphibia; Anura; Bufonidae. The transcript has 6 exons. The record is from RefSeq and is a predicted model, not a curated record. The coding region runs from base 57 to 1436 and encodes 459 amino acids.